GGUGAUCGCGUGGUCGAGCAACCCCUGGUACACAGGUUUUGAUUUUUGUUAGUCAAAGAACUGUUUUGGUCCAUGGAAACACAUGCCCUUCGACGCGCCAUGGCACCAUUGUUGCGUGGAAUGAGCGAGUAGGGACGGUUUUUAAGCGGAACAAAGGCGCCAAUAAAGGGAGGGCGAACGUUUGGCGCGGAACGGUGGGAAAAUCGAUAAAUACCUACGAUCUUGUUUGCUGCCAACGUGUGCCCUUACGUCGUUGACGCUUACUGGCAUAUAUACGUACGCGUGUACCUUGUCUGUCUUUUCAGAAUUGCAGGUGCUCUUUCGGAGCCACCACUUUUCCAGAUUCAAAGAAACUUGGGGCCUACGUGAGAUACGCACGUGCCUACAGAUGCCCGUCCACCCGACAAAAUGGCAUUUCGAGAUCGACGACUACCUUAAUCCCUGGCUGCCCCCCGCACCAUGGAAGCACCUCCCGUACCCGGUCGCCCGCUUCCUUGGCUACAGGACGGAGCAGCAGCGGCCGCUGGGUAAUAUAAUUAUGGUCCUGUGGGCCUUCAUCGGUGUCUUCUGCGCUAUCACUAUCAUCGAAGUUGUGAGUCGCGCGAUUCCCGCCUUUAGGGAGCACGACACGCCCAUCAUUAUCGGUAGUUUUGGCGCCGCCGCCGUCCUCGAGUUCUACGCCAUUGAGUCGCCCCUUUCGCAACCCCGCAAUGCUAUCCUAGGCCAGCUUCUCUCAUCCAUCGUUGGCGUGGGCAUCAGUAAGCUGUUUGCCUUAGGUCCUGUGUCGGAGGAGUUGGCGUGGCUGGGAGGAUCGCUGGCUUGUGCAUGCGCGGUCGCUGUUAUGGCCCUGACGGGCACUAUCCACCCCCCAGCAGGCGCCACGGCCCUGCUCGCGGUAAUGGAUGCGGGCGUGGUGCGGCUGGGGUGGUUCAUCAUACCAGUUGUUCUCCUCGACUGUAUGUUGAUGCAAUGUGUGGCCCUAGCCCUGAACAAUAUUCAGCGGCGCUUUCCCGUGUACUGGUGGACUCCCUCGGAGGUCGGGUGUCGAGAAAAGCAGCAACAGCAGCAUGAUGAUGGUGAGAGGAGUGGUAGUUAUGAUGGUAGUGAGGCCGGGGCUAAGUUUCAGAUUACCAAAGCACGGCAUUUAGAAGAAGGGAGAGUUGUUAUGGAAGAGGAGUCUAAGGUGAUCAUCAAGCGAGGACAAGUUUUUAUCCCUGAAGAUGUAUAUAUUUCGCCGGAGGAGAGAAUAUUCUUAGAGAAACUAAGUGAACGAUUAUAGGUUUUUGCCUCUGUUCCCUUUCGUCUCUCUCUCUCUCUCGCACAUAUCUGUAGAGGUCUAUCGGGUAGU
Molecule: messenger RNA, 1348 nt
Organism: Hypoxylon fragiforme
Lineage: Eukaryota; Fungi; Ascomycota; Sordariomycetes; Xylariales; Hypoxylaceae
Product: HPP family-domain-containing protein
Exons: 2
Coding region: 389-1279 (296 amino acids)
Source: RefSeq, a predicted model, not a curated record